This is a messenger RNA of Caenorhabditis sp. 36 PRJEB53466, 3558 nucleotides long. The record is from the annotation of a GenBank genome assembly. Lineage: Eukaryota; Metazoa; Nematoda; Chromadorea; Rhabditida; Rhabditidae.
AUGUUUCAGUUCUUCUUCAAUGAGAAAUUCUCAAAUUCGAGGUGAAUAUUUCAUGUUUUUCCAAGAAUUUGAUGUUUUUUUUUCCAAGUUGCAUUCCGAAAACAACACGUGACUUUUGACUCAUGCAUUUAUUCGGGUUAUUUCGAAAUUUAAAUUUUUUAGAAAGUGAAAAUACGCUCUGUAGAAUGGCUUAGAAAAUCGAGUAAAUUUUUUGAGCAUUUGAAAAAGAUUAAUUGCAAAAGUUAUUUGAGAAACUGUCCGGACAGAAAUAGUCUAGACCAAUACAUCAUAUUGAGAUGUUGCAUAUCGUAAACAAAUAGCUCGAUGCUCUGCCGGAUAAUGCCUCAAUUACGGCCAAAUCCGACGCCAUCUGCCCUCUCUCUCCGUCUCUGCGCUUUCAUUCUCCUAUUCAUCUCUCCUCAUUCAUUGCUCACUCUUUCUCUCUUCGAAUUUCGCGCUGUUUUGUGCAUCUCCUCCGUUUUUUUUCGAUCUCUUCGCAAAUGACGAAUUUCUCUCUUCUCCUUCCUUCCUCCGCCCCUUUUGUUAUUCGAUUAGUUAUUCGACCCUUUUCUAUUCUGGGCAUCUGGUCACAAUCAAAGGUCGGUUUUACGUUUCUCAAUGCUACUCGUGUGUACACUUGUAGUACUACUUACUACUCAAGAAGAUGCAUAACUUUGAGCACAAAGUUUGUGGCAGCGGUGUAUACACGGGGCUGUCCGUGGCAGCUGCUCAAAUGCUCACUGGUGCCCGCCUUCGCGUAAUAAUAGUUUAUGAUUUUGGCACGCGGCGCCACGGUCGAAUGCCAGUCGAGAGGGAAGGCGGCGGCCGCCAAGAACCGUCCGAUCACCCCAUUCUCUCCUUCUCCCUUCCAGUGGGCGUUUUCCCGAUCACGCCGUCCUGCACUCAUUUUCACAGAGACUGUUUAGCUCAUCACUUCCUCUCGCAUGCGGCUCUAUUCGGUCUUUACUAGACAAAUAUUUGGCAGCACGAUUCAUCAUUUGUUAUCAGAGUUAGUUCGCUGCGACCAUCCUCCGCAUUCCUCCUUUUUCCAUGAAAGUUCUGGACUGUAAAACUCGUUUCCAGACGACGUAUUCCAUCAAGCCAAAAAAUGUGUUGUUUCCGAGACCGACCUCAAUCUUUGUCGACGAGAGACAACAGGGCGAAUUGAGAAGCAGAGCGAGUCGCCCGCAUUUUUUCGCAAUACUUUUCCGGCGAUGAAUCACCGUCUCUUUCUGUGCGCUCUCUGUCGCUUCGUGCUCUCUCCUUCUCGCCUUCUCCCUUUUGAUUUCUGAAAUGGGACGACCGAUUCGAUUCCAAACUUUACAACUCUAUGGACUGACCGACUCAUCAUAAUGGCGUCAUUUUUGUUUUAUACUCGAUUGUUCGCCCAUUCUCCUCUUUUCUAGGGCGUUUUGUCCUCUUUCGAUUUCUCUUCAUUAGUUGUUGAUCAGUUGACGUUGACCUAAUGAGAACGAAGAAAGUACUGCGACUAAAACGAAGAAAGCUGAUCAGUGCUGUGACGAGAUUGCGAAAAGAGCGGAUCACCAGAGAUUAGGCGAGACUCGAAAAACAUCUGACACUCGGCAUGAAUUUGAGCACGCUUGCCCAUUUUCUGCUCGUUUCGUUCACCGUGACCUGCCCUCAUCACUUUGUUCAUUCUUAUCACUUCUAUUCAAACUCCAAAAACGUUCCUUUUCCUAACAUGUCUUUGGUCUUUGACCGUGCCUUUUUUCGAGCCUUCAAAAGGUUUUUUCUGUGAACAUCCCUUUCCUUUCGAAAUUUCAAUAGCGAUAUUUAUCUAACAAAAUGUUUCUUCUUCCUUCUUCCUCGUUUUCUGCCACGCCUUCCAUAUCUUUCAGCUGCCCUUCAUAAAUUUGAUCUGCCCGAACACACUUUCCGUUUCCCUACGGACCUUGGUCCAAACUACAGAACUCUCGUCCCUUCUCUGCGCCUCUCCUGCUCCCCUUCUCGGGUGUCCUUGCCCCACCUCUUCCCUUUCACUCCCUUCGCUGGUCCCCACUCGUUCCGUCUCAAAAUGUAUCCGCUUUCCAGCCGGUCGAGCACCAAAAUGGCGGAGGCAUUGACGAGGUGGCAGAGCGGACUCAACCGUAUUCAGUCUGCACCAUUCCAUUUCUUUGCAGUCGAUAAUAACACCGAUGUCGGAGUUUCAAGUAAGUCAUAUCCCUUCACUGUUGUAGCUAACAUCUCAAUUCAUUGCAGACUCGAUCGGGUCCGAGCUGGAAGCUCCCUCCUACUGGGGCUUCGUCAACUCCAUUUUCCUUCCGACCAUCGUCUUCUACACAAUGCUCUGGUUUGCCGUCUACGCCAUUGUGCAGUACAACUGCUGGCUUAGUUGGCAGGAGGGAAUCAAACGGAAAAGACUGCUCAACCUGACAACUUCGCUCAUUCACUCCACGGUACGGGUCAAGUUUCGGUCCGUUCUGACGUAGUUGCACUGCCCUUUCGCUCAUUAAUUUCUGAGCAGUGCUCACGUGAAAGUGAAACUCUGGGUUCUUUUGAAAGAAAUCCGAGUUCGAUUUGUGCGAGAGAGAGAGAAAUAAAGAGGGAGAUAAUCGAGUGAGCAGUGUGACGUGUGGGCGUGUGUGCUUCCUGAGCGCCAGCAUUUGCAUGUUGAUUGUGGUCAUAAAUUGGAAAGAGCCAAAUGAGAAAAUGGAAAUGGAAGCCGGAAGAUGGAACCAAUGAUCAAACUACUUCUGAAAUCGUCUGACGAACUCACUUGCAGCUCUCCGGACUCUACCUCUUCUUCUUCUUCUGCUACAACACGAAACUCAUGUUCGCCGCCCCUCUGCACUAUUACACGAACAUCGACGCGCAGAUCAUCGCAAUGUCGAUCGGAUACUUCUUCUACGACGGAAUCGAUCUCGUUAUGAAUGACAAGUAAUUCAAAUUCUGGUUAAAAUCAUUCUAUUCCACUCAAUUAAUUUUCAGACUCUCGAUCUCCACGGGCGUGCUGCUUUUCCAUCACGUCGCCUCGAUCUACGUGCUUUCAACCGCCGUCCUUUCGAAGAAGUUCCUUCUCUACGCCUACUGGGCGAUGCUCAUGGAAGUGUCGUCGAUCUUCCUGCACACCAGAUCUAUUCUUCACAUCUCCAAGCUCUCCACCACUUCGAUGAUCGGAUUCUCGAAGGUCAUCUCGUACCUGAACCUCUUCUCGUUCAUCAUCUUCCGAUUCUUUGUCCAAUUCUUCCUGUUCGGCUGGGCGUGGGUGAACUACGAUCACAUGCACUUGUGAGUUUAUAGUUUACACCAAACUCGUACAAUCCUCGUCCGUUUGCAGGGUGUACAAGUGCAUCGCCUUCGGAGGAGGAUUCUGUUUCGCCAUGAUCAACGUCAGUCUGUUCCUGCGAAUUCUGCACUCGGACGGAUUCCUGCUCUCUUCAGUCGUCUCUCAAGGUAAUUCUGGCAAUUUCUCCCGCUUUCUCAGCUCGUAAGAUUUAACUUUCAGACCGUCUGGAUGCUCUUCUCGAGGACAACGAGUACAGCAACUCAUCGGAAAGUGUGGCGAAAUCGGAGAAGAAGGAGCUGCUCGACGUCUAG